This is a messenger RNA of Chlorocebus sabaeus (green monkey), 3164 nucleotides long. The record is from RefSeq and is a predicted model, not a curated record. NCBI's taxonomy places the organism in Eukaryota, Metazoa, Chordata, Mammalia, Primates, Cercopithecidae.
GGCUGCUGCACCUGGUUGCGCGGGGGCGGGGGAAUGGGGGCGGGGAGGCGCGGUUGCUAGGGAAACCAGAGGACGCCCGGUAGCCGCCCCCACCGCCCCCGCCCCAGGCAAGGCUGGUCAGCGCCGCGGAAAGCAGCCUCGGGGAAGGAGGAGGAAGAGGGGCAGGUUUAGGGAGCGAAGAAGCGAGAAGAGGAGGAGGAAGAGGCGCUUAGGCCAGUCGCCGCGCAAUUAAUGGGCAGCUCCUACGCCCUGGACCGGCCCGCCCGCCCUGCCCCUCGACCCCUUUAGCCCCGGUAGGGGAGGAAGGGCAGACCCCCAGGCCGGGGAUUAGGAAUCAUGUUGCAUGACGCAAGGGACAGGCAGAAGUUCUUCAGCGACGUUCAGUAUCUGCGGGACAUGCAGCAUAAGGUGGACUCUGAGUAUCAGGCUUGUCUGAGACGACAGGAAUAUAGAAGAGACCCAAAUGAGAAGAAACGUGAUCAGUUUUGGGGGCAAGAGACAAGUUUUGAGAGAUCCCGGUUUUCUAGCAGGUCAUCUUCCAAACAGAGUUCUAGUGAAGAGGAUCCUCUAACUGAACCAAGGUCAUCUACCAAGAUAUCUGCGUUUAAGUGUGACUCCAAACUUCCAGCAAUUGACCAAACAUCAGUCAAGCAGAAACAUAAAAGUACCAUGACUGCAAGGAAAGCAGAGAAAGCAGACCCCAGCGAACCCUCUCCAGAUGAAGCACCAAUGGUUUUAAGGAAGAGGAAGCCAAACCUGAGGAGAUUUACAGUCAGCCCAGAAUUGCACAGCCCGAGAGCGUCUGAGGACAGAAGCAGACAGAAACCGCAGUGGCCCGCAAAGGUGCCAGCUCCCAGGAGAGCAGACCAAGUAGUUCAACAAGGAGACCUGAUGUGUAACACUAAGCUGAAGAAGCCAACUCGAGAGAGAAGAAACUUGGUCCCAUCGUCACAGCCAGUGAUUGAGAACCCCCCUGAUAGACCCAAAAAAGGAGACCCGAGUGCUCCUUCCCAGAAUGAGCUGCAUCCAGCCCUGCCCCAGGCCUUCCAAGGAACAAAUAGUCCUCAAGUAUUGAGUGAGUUCUUGGGGCCACCACUCACACCCACCACUGUAGGAGGGCCAAGAAGGGCAUCAUUUAGGUUCCGAGAUGAAGACUUUUAUUCCAUUUUGUCACUGAACAGCGGAAGAGAAAGUGAUGACACUGAAGAGGAAAUCCAGGUUGAAGAAUGUCUGUGGGUUGGUAUGCACUCACCCCAUUCUCCUUCCCAUCACAAAAGAAGUAGAUUUGGAGGGACAUCGACUCCUCAGGCCAAAAAUAAAAAUUUUGAAGAAAAUGCUGAAAAUUGCAGAGGUCAUUCUUCAAGAAGAAGUGAGCCCAGACAUGGCUCAUUGAGAAUAAGCAAUGCAAUGGAGCCAGCAACAGAAUGGCCUUCUGCUGGGCAAAAGCUGUCCCAAGACUCCAGGCUGCCUGAUAGGGAAUCUGCUAAAGAGAAGGACAGAGGUGGCAGUGAACAUGCAAAAAAGAGCCCCCUUUCAUGGGAUACCAAAUACAAGCCCAGACAAGAGGAUGGUGUCAAUGCUGAAAAUGCAUGGAGUGAUUGUAUUUCUAUGGAGCAUAGGCCUGGCACCCAUGAUUCUGAAGGAUACUGGCAAGACUAUUUAAGCGGUUCUCAAAAUUCUCUUGACUACUUUCUUUCUGGCAGACCAGCAUCUCCAGGAUCAUCAGUGAAUUCAUCCUGUACCUCUGCUGUAUCAUUCAUGCACUCUGCUCUGAGAGAUGAUGUUCCGGUAGACUUGUCAACGUCAUCGACUUCAAUUUACAGCUCAGACUCAGAGGGAAACUCAAGGUUUCAUGUUCGCCGACCACUGUCUCCCAUUAGAAAUAGGAAUCCAUCUGCCAGUGCCGAAAACCACCAUUAUUUCCCAGUAAACAGUGCACACGAAUUUGCUGUCAGGGAAGCAGAAGAUAUUACUUUAACAAGUCAACCUCAGGGGGCUCCAUUAUAUACAGAUCUCUUACUAAAUCCACAGGGCAGUUUGUCCUUAGUGGAUUCUUCCAACUCCUCUCCAUCAAGAAUAAACUCAGAAGGCUAUUUUCGUGUGUCUGAGUCCCUGCAAGAAAAUAUACCAUUUACUUUCUUUGCAGUGUCUGAUUUCCCAAAUCAAAAUGAGAAUGGGAACAGGAUGGCAGCCUUUGGUUUCACAGAUGAAAAGGAAACCAGUAAGAUAAAGGCACACCCUGAGAAACUCCAGAAAUUGCAAGAAAGUCUCCUGGAGGAGGACUCCGAGGAGGAGGGAGACUUGUGCCGCAUCUGUCAGAUAGCCGGGGGUUCCCCAAGCAACCCCCUCCUGGAGCCUUGUGGCUGUGUGGGAAGCCUGCGGUUUGUUCAUCAAGAGUGCCUGAAAAAGUGGCUAAAAGUGAAAAUAACAUCAGGAGCAGAUCUUGGUGCCGUGAAGACCUGUGAGAUGUGUAAGCAAGGCCUGCUGGUUGACCUGGGUGACUUUAACAUGAUUGAGUUCUACCAGAAGCACCAGCAAUCUCAGGCACAAAACGAGCUGAUGAAUUCAGGCUUGUACCUGGUGCUGCUGCUUCACCUCUAUGAGCAGAGGUUUGCAGAACUCAUGAGGCUGAAUCACAACCAGGUGGAAAGAGAGCGGUUGUCAAGAAAUUACCCACAACCCAGAACAGAGGAAAAUGAAAAUUCGGAGCUGGGAGAUGGAAAUGAAGGCAGCAUUUCUCAAAGCCGGGUCGUCUAGCAAGGAAGCCAACCAUGGAGCUCGGCGGAGCCCUCUCCCGCCAGCCCUUCUGUCUACGUCCCCAAGUGCCUCCCUUCCUCCUCUUCUUUACUGAAACUGAAACCAGGUGUUCACAGUUAGCAUUUUCACCUUGUGCCACUCUCUUUUAGGGUCUGCCUUGAGCAUCUAUGGGCAGCCACAGCGACCGGUCUAGUCCCAGACAGCACAGGUCAAGCAGCCUGGGACUGUGGAGCCCCUGGCAGGCUGGCCUGCUGCUGCCCCCUUAGCCCAGAAGCCCAAGAGGACCCAGAAGCCUUGCCAGGUCCAGUGGCCUGGGGUCCCACUGCUGAGGGCGCAUGCCAGGCCUCACUCCACCCUGAGUGGACUCAAGCCAUGUAUUCAUUCAGUAAACUGACUUUAUUCUCCCA